GCCCGCGCGGCGGCCAUUUUGUCUUAUCGGCUCCUCUUUAGAGGAGGCUUUUCGGCCUGCGAGCAGGCCGGAAAGGAUUGGCGACUGUGUCGCCGGCGUUCUCUUUAGCGGGUGCCAGGGCUGGUGGGAGAGCCGCCCGAGAAAAGCACCAUGAUUUCGGCCGCGCAGUUGUUGGAUGAGUUAAUGGGCCGGGACCGAAACCUCGCCCCGGACGAGAAGCGCAGCAACGUGCGGUGGGACCACGAGAGCGUUUGUAAAUAUUAUCUCUGUGGUUUUUGUCCAGCGGAACUGUUCACAAACACUCGUUCCGAUCUUGGUCCAUGUGAGAAAAUUCAUGAUGAAAAUCUUCGAAAACAGUAUGAGAAGAGUUCUCGUUUUAUGAAAGUUGGCUAUGAGAGAGAUUUUUUGCGAUACCUACAGAGCUUACUUGCAGAAGUAGAACGUAGAAUUAGACGAGGCCAUGCUCGUUUGGCAUUGUCUCAAAACCAGCAGUCCUCUGGGGCAGCUGGUCCAACAGGCAAAAACGAAGAAAAAAUUCAGGUUCUAACAGAUAAGAUUGAUGUGCUCCUGCAGCAGAUUGAAGAAUUAGGAUCUGAAGGAAAAGUAGAAGAAGCCCAGGGAAUGAUGAAAUUAGUUGAACAGUUAAAAGAAGAGAGGGAAUUGCUUAGAUCCACAACCUCGACAAUUGAAAGUUUUGCUGCCCAAGAAAAACAAAUGGAAGUUUGUGAAGUGUGUGGAGCCUUUUUGAUAGUAGGAGAUGCCCAGUCCCGGGUGGAUGACCAUUUGAUGGGAAAGCAGCACAUGGGCUAUGCCAAAAUUAAAGCUACUGUAGAAGAAUUAAAAGAAAAGUUAAGAAAAAGAACUGAAGAACCUGAUCGUGAUGAGCGUUUAAAAAAGGAGAAGCAAGAACGGGAAGAAAGAGAAAAAGAACGGGAGAGAGAGAGAGAGGAAAGAGAAAGGAAGAGACGGAGAGAAGAGGAAGAAAGAGAGAAAGAAAGGGCUAGAGACAGAGAAAGAAGAAAACGAAGUCGUUCAAGAAGUCGGCAUUCGAGCCGAACUUCAGACCGAAGAUGCAGCAGGUCUCGGGACCACAAAAGAUCACGAAGUAGAGAAAGAAGGCGAAGCAGAAGUAGAGAUCGACGAAGAAGCAGAAGCCAUGAUCGGUCAGAAAGAAAACAUAGAUCUCGUAGUCGGGAUCGGAGAAGAUCAAAGAGCCGGGAUCGAAAGUCCUAUAAGCACAGGAGCAAAAGUCGGGACAGAGAACAAGAUAGAAAAUCCAAGGAGAAAGAAAAGAGGGGAUCUGAUGAUAAAAAAAGUAGUGUGAAGUCCAGUAGUCGAGAAAAACAGAGUGAAGACACAAACACUGAAUCAAAGGAAAGUGAUACUAAGAAUGAGGUCAAUGGGACCAGUGAAGACAUUAAAUCUGAAGUGCAGCGUAAGUAUGCACAGACGAAGACGGAGCUAAGCCGAGUAAGAAGACUUACAAAAGCAUCUUCUGAAGGAAAAGACAGUGUAGUCCUGCAAAACAUUUUGAGGUACAUUGUUUUGUCUCAGCUAUUUUGUAGCAGACUCGUGCCCCCAUUAGUGUGCCUCUUUGGAAAUUAUUGCCCACGUUUGUAAUGUAGUCGCCAUUGAAAAGUUAAUUAUCCUUUUUUUGUAGGGAUUUUGCUGUCAUUUCUUUUUUUUUUUCUUUUUUUUAAUAAAAAGGUUGAACUGUUUUUUUUUCUUUUUGGUAUUAAGUCCAUCUUGUGUUGGUACAUUGGCAGAGACUAUGCUUUAACAACUUAAAUAUUUCUGAGGCACAUGUUGGACUACUUUGUUUUAAUUAAACUGCUAGUAUUUCUUUGUCAAGGAUGUUUCUAGUUUUUUGCUUUAUUGCCUUGCAUUCUAAUGCAGUUUGUUCUGUAACUCGAGAGCCAGUAGCAUUGGAUUGAUGGAAGUGUAGGGUUUAUGAAUUAUUGCAGCUGACUACCAUACCUCACACAGCGUUGGUGUUGUGAGCGGCCCAUGAAAAGCCAAAUUAAAAAUCAAGGAUUCAGUCAAACUAAGCAGGUACUCAUGCCAGGUACUCCUUUCUCUACCCACAUCCAUGUUUGAAUGCUAUUGCCUGUGAUCUUUACGCUUAACUGUUGUGUAUCUUUUUUGUUCUUUACAAGAAGCACAGAGGGGUUUUUUGUGUAUUGCGUGAAAACUUAUAAAUCACAUGUUAACAGAAUGGAAUUUUUUUUCAACUGUAUGUAGGGAUGCAGUGGUGCCCAGAAUUAGAUAUCUUUAAAGAAUUUUAAAUACAAUAAACACUUCACUUUAUUCGCCUUGUUACAUUCAAUGCAAUUCUCAAGUCUUUAAGAGGUAUGUGUUUAAUAUUUCCUACGGCGUAGGAGAACUUGCAGGCAGCCAUAGGUCCAUAGGAAUAGUCACUGGCUGAGACAUUUCCAGCAGCAGUGGAUAGCAGAGACAGACACCUUCCAUCUGUGAACUACGAAGAGUUGAUGAAUCGUGUAGAAUGAAUUUGGGUUUUUAAAGAACUAUUAAAAGUUAGGUUUUAUGAGUUCUUAAAACCUAUAAACUGUUCAUCUUUGGGCUAGUGGCUUGGGAUAAAAGAUUUCUACUGGAAGGGAGUACCAAGUAGUUGGUUUGUCAAUGGCUUUCUUCUUCUAGGACAGCAGUGUAGUGUUACGUGUGUGAGCCAUUCACGCGUAUGCCCGCACACGCAGGCACAAGGCUUUCAGACCACACUGAUGCCUUGAUAACUUACAGAGAAUACAGGCGUUUCAUAUCCAUAUGUUAAGUAGCAGUUAGUGACUGGGCCAACACUUAGUCAUAAAAAUUUGCCUUUUACAUGUUGUCUAAUUAUCCCUUUUCCCCAACUUUUGCAUUGUAGGACUACUCUUCGAAGAUUCCUGGAAGAAACCUGAAAACGGCUUAACAUGAAGAUCACCAUUAAAAUGAGGUGAAAGAAAACUAUAGUGGCAUAGAAAAGUAGAAAGCUCAGUUAGUUGUUCUGUUUUUUUUUUUUUUAUUAAAAAUUAAUUCAGGACUGACGUGACCUACCAGAUUUCAGAACAUGUGUUAAUAGCGUAUAUAUGCCACUGAAAACUUAGGUCCUGUAUCAUAUUGUUUUCUUUAAGACUUUUUAAGAAAUAUUACCUAAACAUGUGGCUUGCUCAGUGUUUAAUUGCAAGUUUUCAUUCUUGGACUUUGAAAACAGGAUUAAACGUUAGUAUUUGUGUGAAUCAGACUAAGUGGGAUUCCAUUUUUACAACUCUGCUAUAUCUAGCCUUUGGAUUUAGAAGUGAAAAUAAAGUAUCUCUGACUUUCUGUUACAAAUUUGAUUGUCUCUGUCAUUGAAAAGUUUUAGUAUUAAUCUUUUCUAAUAAAGCUAUUGACUCUGAACUAGUCCCCUGUUUUAAAUAUGAGGUGCACUGUUACUAGAAGUGUUGGUGUACAGUUUUAUCUGAUUGUUCUGUUAAAGACUAAUUUUUAUAGAAUUUCUGCAGUUUAAAUGUUUUGAAUAAUGGUGCUUCAAUUUUGGGUGGUUAUGAAUAAAUUUGAAUUUUGCUUUUAAUAGCAAAGAUGUACAGUGAACUAGAAUAUAUUUUUACAUCCCUGAGAGAUUCCUUUAGUAGUAGAAAACUCAAAAUAGCUUUCUGAUGAACAGUAUCCUCUUCUAGUUACGAAAUAAUGAUGUAGAAGAGCAUUCAAGAACUUCUAACUAGCUUUUUGGUCUUUGUUUUAAAUCCUGUGUCCAGAUUUCUUUUAACCUGGUCUUGUCAGAUUGCAGAUGUAUUCAUUUCUGUGUAUGGGGUGUGUAGUACACAUAAUAAGAAUUUAUUUUUUAAAAACUGAGGCUUAAGCAGGUGGUUCUCCCCAACCCCAGCUAAUUUGGCAGCAUGUUUCUAUAGCCAGCUUUGUCAUCUGUGUAAAAGUAUUAUCCAGCUACAUAUGUCAUAGCAAUUUUUUGUGAUUUAUAAUUUUUGAAUAUUGCUGUCAGUUUAUAAGGUAGAGAAACCGGGUAACUGGGUUAAAUAACUUACUAAGCAAGGUCAUAUGGCUCCAUGUUGGCAGAGAACUAGCAUGUGGUACCUAGGUCUCUCUCUGCCUUUUGGUCCAGUGCCUUGCUCUUCUGCCACUGUAUCUAUCCACUCUAAUAGGCAUAGUGAACUGUCACAGGUUUCCUAAAAUACCCUCCACCAAGCUGUGGGAAGUGAUGAAGCUGCCACCUCAGAGGUGCUUGGUGUGAGAUCAUGCCAGGGGCUCGGAGCACCCAGGCGAAAGGGCUGGUCAUCUCUGACUUUGUCAGGAUUAAGAUAAGAUGUGGAGCAAUCUAAUACAAAGGCAGCCCCUCCCAAGCACUCACUGGUGGUGGAGUUUGACAGGGUUGUGGCUGUGAGCAGGACUUUUGAGUGCUAGUUCAUCAUAUUCUUUGCUCCGUAUCUGGAAAAACCAUCCAGAAAAACCGAAAACAGACAAUUUACUGAAGUAUUAAGGUACUAAAUUAUUAAGGGAUUAAAAUGACAAGUUUGUUCUUGCCUCUUCUAGAAUCCAUAGCUAAAUUACUUCAAUGAGGUACAGUAAAGGAGUUCAUGAAAAGUCAUCAUCUUCAUGCUUCUGUGGGCAUUUUGAUAUAUUGAUCACGAUGGGAGUUAAUGUAGGAUUUGAGAGAGAGGCAUGUCCCUUUAGGGUCUCCAUGACUAAGGUCUGGUUUUAGUUGGAGAUCUGGAAGUUGGGUCGCCCUCAACACCCAGAAUUCAGGCUCAAGAGGAAAUUAUUCCUACUUAUAUUCAUAAGAAUCAAAUAUAGAGGCUAUGUGCUAAUUGAAUUCACUAUAAGAAAUACACAUUUCUGCCUUUAGGGGCAAACAGUUGUCAGUGUGUAUUUUCUCUGUGAAGAGCCUUUAAGGGGAGCCAGAUUUUAUUACUCAGAAGAUUACUUGAUAAGAUUGGAAUUGAAUCAGAGCAAUCAGGUUUUUUUAACUUUUUAUUUUGGAAAAUUUAAGACCUCCAUAAAAGUAGAACAGUAUAAUCAGCCUCUAACAAAACUCCCUACUAGUAAGACUCAAUGGCUAGUCUUCAUUUCAUAUCUAUGUGCAUGUGUAUAUGUGUCCCCUGCUGCCUCUUAUUUUCAAGCGAGUCUCAGACACACCAUUUGAUCUGUAAAUAUUUCAGCAUGUAUUUCUAAAACUUAAGAAAUCAAACAGGUUCAUUAACGAAAAUAAAUUGGAUGAACUUUUAAUUGGCCAGAGUCGUCAACUGUAGUACUGGUCUGGUAGUUUACUUUCCAUUCUGGCAGCUUCUUUGCUUCAAUGUAGAAAGACUAUGCGUCACCCUCCCUUUUUGUUAAGACAUGUUUUCUUCAGAUAGAUGACAGCAUAUUUACAGUUGACCCUGGGACAAUGCGGGAGGUUAGGCAUGCCGGCCACUACCGCCCCCACCUCCUGUGCGGUCAAAUCCACAUACAUACUUGACUCCCCUCAGAACUGCUAAUAGCCUGAUGUUGACCAGAAGCCUUACCUAUAACAGUUGGUGAGCACACAUUUAGUAUGCAUAUUAAAUAUUGUAUGCUUGCAAUAAAGCUUAAGGAAAAGUUGAGAAAAUCAUAAGGAAAAUAACAUAGUACUGUGCUGUAAAAAAAAAAAAAAAGCCCUGUAUAAGUGGACCCAUGCAGUUCAAAUUCUUGUUGUUCAAGGGUCAGCUGUAUUUUUCAUUUUGGAUUAAAACCCAUUGCCUUCCUGAGGUUGUAAUAAACUAGUCCUAUUUCGGCUUAAAUAUUUAUCUCCUCUCCUUAUGCCAUCACACUUGCAGGCAGUCUGUCUCUUGGCUUCAAUAUCUAGUUAGUGUCACAGAGGAGACUCCUCCAUGCAGGUUGUCAGCCACCUCCUGAUUAAAGUUUCCAGACAUGUUACAGUGGAACAAUUUAGGGUGGGAGUUUGAGUGUCCAUACCAUGCUUCUAAAAAUGCAUUUUAGGUGGGCUAUGUGAAUAUUUUUAAACAUUAGUUUAAAGUGCAUGAAACAAAAGAAAAAUACUGGAGAAUUGUGUGUAUUUUCUGUAGGAUGGAACUUUGUUCAGGGCUGAUUUUCAAGUUUCAGUUCAGACUGAUUAUUUCAGUUGUUUAUGAAAGAACCCCAGGUGACUACUUUUUAAGAAUUCUGUAUUACAAUUGUAAUGCCUGUACAUGGUUCAGAAAACAACAGUAGAAGUGUUAAGUGAUCUCUCUCCUUCUCCUGUCCUUCUGGUCUUCCUUUUCAGGAGCUACUGUUAACAGUUACUCUUGCUGGAGGGAGGUGGGGAUAUAAGCAUAUGUGUAUAGAGCUCUUUUAUAUAUGAUAGUACAUCGUAUGUUUUGAAUCUUGCUGUUUUCACUCGUAUAUUUAGAAACAUUUGAGAUCUAGGAGACCACACUUAAGUUUUAAACAUGUAGUUUUUCAAAGUACAUUUCAAAUAAACCAAAGCAGAGAUGUAAAUGUGCUUUUCAUUGUUGUAUCAGAUUUUUUAAUUUCCUAUUUUAAAAAUACAGUUUGAGAGUCCUUUAUUUCUUCCCCUCAGCCACCCCAAGUAACUCGGUUGUCGACAGAUUCAAGAAUGUUGAGGAAUAACAGCUUUGGGAAAUAGUCUGGCAUAAGGGUCCGUGCCCUAACUUCUCUUGUGGCUAUUCCACUCCUAGAUACAUAACCUAGAGAAACUCUUACACGUGUGUGUCAGGACACGGCUGUGAAAAUGUCAUAACAGCAUUGUUUGUAACAGGAAGAAAAGGAAAACCAAAACAAACUGGGAGGACCACUGGAUAAGUACCGUGGCCUGUUCUUACCAAUUCUGUGGGACUGCACACAAGUCCAGCCGAAUGACAGCUGCAUGUGUGAACACAGACGAGUCCCAGUGGUCGGAAAAACAAGUUACAGAAGAAUACAUGCACCACGGUUCCAUUUCUGUGAAGGUUAAAACCGAGCGGUUAAGUAAAAUCUAUGGUAGAUGAAAGAAAAGCAUGGAAAUGAUUAACAUGAAAUUCACCGUUAACCUGUUGGGACCGAGGGAGAGGAGUCCGCGGAGGAACUGCUGACAGCACUCUGUUGCUAGAGCUGGGUGGGUGGUUUCUUUUUAACCUGUAUGUUUAUGUGCUUUUGUAUGUAUGGUAUUUCUUAAUAAAAUUUAAAUUUAAAGGAA
This is a messenger RNA of Suricata suricatta (meerkat), 7159 nucleotides long. RefSeq names its product LUC7 like 3 pre-mRNA splicing factor (gene LUC7L3). The transcript has 11 exons. Gene Ontology annotation, molecular function: mRNA binding. The record is from RefSeq and is a predicted model, not a curated record. Gene Ontology annotation, biological process: mRNA splice site recognition. NCBI's taxonomy places the organism in Eukaryota, Metazoa, Chordata, Mammalia, Carnivora, Herpestidae. Gene Ontology annotation, cellular component: U1 snRNP; U2-type prespliceosome. Bases 151 to 1620 code for a protein of 489 amino acids.